Messenger RNA from Rubroshorea leprosula, 2592 nucleotides. Lineage: Eukaryota; Viridiplantae; Streptophyta; Magnoliopsida; Malvales; Dipterocarpaceae. The record is from the annotation of a GenBank genome assembly.
AUCUUGUGAUGAGCAGCUCUAGACCUGAUUAAAAAUGUCCAAGUGCAAGCAAUCAUUGGACCAAAAAGUUCAAUGCAGGCGAAUGUUAUGAUAAACCUCGGAAACAAAUCUCAAGUGCCCAUCAUCUCUUUCUCCGCAACAAGUCCUUUCCUUUCCUCCCUAAGGAGUCAAUAUUUUAUUCGAGCAACCCACGAUGACUCAUCUCAAGUCAAAGCUAUUAGUGCCAUUGUUCAAGCCUUUGGAUGGAGAGAAGCUGUGCCCAUAUAUGUUGAAAAUGAGUUUGGAGAAGGAGUUAUACCUUAUUUAUCCGACGCCUUGGAAGAGGUUAAUGCUCGGAUUCCUUACAGGAGUGUUAUCCCUCUUGGCGCCACUAAUGAGGAAAUUAGAAGGGAAUUAUUCAACUUAACGUCAAUGCAGUGUAGAGUCUUCAUUGUUCAUAUGGACAUAGAUCUUGGGUCUCGGGUUUUCAGCAUGGCCAAAGAGAUUGGAAUGAUGGGUGAAGGAUAUGUUUGGAUAAUAACUGAUGGGAUGACUAAUCUUUGGAGUAUGAUUGAUCGUUUUGAUAUGGAUUCCAUGCAGGGGGUAUUGGGUAUAAGGAUUUAUGUUCCGAAAUCAGAAGAGGUUAACAGUUUCAAAGUACGAUGGAAAAGGAAAUUUCUGCAAGAUAAUAUGGUGAAUGCUGAAUUUGACUUUUUUGGAUUAUGGGCUUAUGAUGCUACAUUUGCCCUAGCCAUGGCAGUGGAGAAACUUGGCACAACAAAUUUCAGCUUUGAUGCAUCAAAUGUUUCAAAAAGUGCAAGAACAGAUCUUGAAUCUUUUGGGGUUUCUCAGGUGAUUGGGUUCUGGACGUCUAAGUAUGGACUAGUUAAAAGACCAGAUUUUACCAAUGUAAUGGGGUAUUCAACUUCUAAGGCCAAUCUCGGAACCAUCAUUUGGCCGGGGGAUACACAUUUCCCGCCUAAAGGCUGGGAGAUUCCAACUCAAGGGAAAAGGUUAAAGAUUGGAGUACCAGUGAAGACUGGAUUUAGUGAAUUCGUCAAGCUUCCACCUGAUACACAUCCCAAUUCUAAAGUCAUCCCCAUGGGUUAUUGCACAGAUGUUUUCAAUGCUGUCAUGGAGGCAAUGCCAUAUGCAGUUCCUCAUGAUUUCUAUGCCUUUGGAAAUGCUGACCAUGAGAUGGCUGGAACUUAUAAUGACCUGAUCGAUCAAGUCGUCUAUGGAAACUAUGAUGCGGUGGUAGGAGACAUUUCCAUCAUCGUCAACAGGUCAUUUUACAUUGACUUUACAUUACCAUUUACAGAAUCUGGAGUGGUAAUGGUGGUUCCUAUCCAAGAUGGAUCAAACAAGAAUGCAUGGGUGUUCUUGAAGCCUUUGACAUGGGAUCUUUGGGUCACCAGCGGUGGCUUCUUCGUCUUCAUCGGGUUUGUCAUAUGGGUUCUUGAGCAUAGAAUCAAUGAAGAUUUCCGUGGACCACCUUCGCAUCAUGUUGGAACUAGCUUCUGGUUCUCCUUUUCGACCAUGGUUUUUGCACACCGGGAAAGGGUGGUGAGCAAUCCAGCAAGGUUUGUGGUGUUGAUAUGGUGCUUUGUGGUACUCAUUCUCACACAGAGCUACACUGCCAGUUUAGCUUCUCUUUUAACGAUUCAACGGCUGCAACCUACGGUGACUGACGUGUAUGAGCUGUUAAGGAGAAAGGAUAGUGUUGGGUACCAUAAUGGCUCCUUUGUCAAGGAAAUUGUCCAGGGGUUGAAAUUCAAUCCAUCAAAGAUGAGGACAUUUCGUUCACCGGAGGAGCUCAAUGAACUCUUUACCAAUGGAAGUGCCAAUGGUGGAAUUGCAGCUGCUUUCGAUGAAUUUCCCUACAUGAAGCUAUUUCUUGAAAAAUAUUGCAAUAAAUACACUAUCGUGGAACCAAAUUUUAAGAGCGAUGGCUUUGGAUUUGUCUUCCCAAAAGGUUCUCCUCUUGUAGCAGAUGUAUCGAGGGCAAUCUCAAAUGUCAUGAAAGGCGAUAAAAUGAAGGAAAUUGAAGAUAAAUGGUUUCCAAAACAAACCAAUUGUCCUGAUUCAAGUACCUCGGUAUCUUCUUAUAGUCUGAGUUUUGGAAGCUUUUGGGGCCUCUUCCUUAUUGCUGGGGUUGCCGCAGUAAUAGCUCUUAUCAUCUUUGUUGCAGAGUUUCUGUAUAAGCAAAAGGAUGUCUUGUGCAUCCCUGGAAUUUCAGUCCAAAGGAGAAUCCUUCAAGUGUUAAGAAAUUUUGACAGGAAAGACCUAACCUCUCAUACCUUUAGGCAGAGUGAUUUAAAAGAAAGAAGUCGAACUAACAGCAUCCAAAUCAUAGGUGCUGUUGAAGUGUCUGUUGGAGCCUCACUAAACACCAACUGCCCGCCAGGCCCAUUAAACUCGAACCAGACAGGUUUGAGCUUCACUUUAGUUGGCGAGCAGGGAAGUCCUUCCACUGAUAACAACAUAAGCAACACAGCAUCUCCAGAAAUAGAAAUUCAGCUUGCUAACACAAAUAACUCAUGAAAAAGUUGGCAUUGAUGUUUCCGUAUAGCUCUGACGAUGCAUCCAUGGUAUUAAAGAUGUACUAUCAAC